Molecule: messenger RNA, 1267 nt
Organism: Chenopodium quinoa (quinoa)
Lineage: Eukaryota; Viridiplantae; Streptophyta; Magnoliopsida; Caryophyllales; Amaranthaceae
Product: CEN-like protein 2
Exons: 4
Coding region: 293-808 (171 amino acids)
Biological process (GO): vegetative to reproductive phase transition of meristem; negative regulation of flower development
Cellular component (GO): cytoplasm; nucleus
Source: RefSeq, a predicted model, not a curated record
UAAGACACCAAGAUUUUGAAACAAUAAUAAUAAGGUACACUUUAAAUUGCCAAUUUUUCAAACCUAUGUACACUAAAAUCCCUGGCCCCACCACCUCCUCUUUCACAAUUUUUUUCCUUAUUCUUUUUUAAAAUGAUUAAAUUAUAGCUUCCCCUUACCAGUAUAUAUAUAAUGAGAUCAUCUCCCCCACCAAUACCAUCAAGACACCCCUUCAAGAGACCUUACAUAUAAUUGUCUCUUCCAAAAUUAAACCCCAUAAUAAUAUUUCUUCUCUCUCUUUUUUCUCUAGAAAAUGGCAAAGUCAGAUCCCCUCAUCAUUGGAAGAGUAGUUGGGGAUGUCAUAGACCAUUUCAACCCAAGUGUGAGAAUGUGUGUCACUUACAAUAACAAGCAAGUUUACAAUGGUCAUGAACUCUUCCCUUCUUCUGUCACCCUUAAGCCUAGGAUUCAAGUUCUUGAUGGUGACUUGAAAUCAUUUUUUACCUUGAUCAUGACAGAUCCAGAUGUUCCAGGACCCAGUGAUCCUUACCUCAAAGAGCACCUUCACUGGAUAGUCACAGAUAUUCCAGGCACAACAGAUGCUACUUUUGGGAAAGAGAUAGUGACCUAUGAGUUACCGAGGCCGAACAUAGGCAUCCACAGGUUUGCGUUCAUCUUGUUCAGGCAGAACCGUAGGGGUACUGUCGACCCACCGUGCAGUCGAGAUCGAUUCUGCACCAAAAAAUUUGCUGAAGACAACCAACUUGGCCUUCCUGUUGCUGCUGUCUACUUCAAUUGCCAAAGGGAAACCGCUGCUCGAAGGCGCUAGCUGAAUAGUCUUCUUUGGACAUGAAGCCAAUGUGUUAUUCUAAUGUACCAAUUAUGCAGUAAUUUGGUUUAAAAUAAGAUUGCUCUUUACUUGGUUAGGGGGAGGAGUGUAAUGUUUGUGAUAUGAUAUAUGAGUGACCUAGCUAGCUAGAAGAAUACAGGAAGUGGUUUGUGUUAGUUAUUAGCUUCUGGUUGCAUGUUAGUUAAUGUAGCUUUGUUUUAUGCCUGUGCUUGAUAUCUACUAUGUGUACUAAUUUCAUAUCUUAUGAUCUUUCCAUAUUAGUACGAAGUAUAUACUCAUCAGUACUUGUGAUGUCGAUCUUGGAGCAAAAUUAUAAAAUUAGAUCUAUUCGUCAUUAGAUCAAUUCAUCAGAUGCAUCCAAUUGGUCGCUUGAUUAUAAAAUUGAUAUCAUUUUUUACUUUAAAUAACAACAAAAACCAAAAAAAAAAAAAAAAAAAA